Harpia harpyja (harpy eagle) is the source of this 2350-nucleotide messenger RNA. Its product is annotated as aryl-hydrocarbon-interacting protein-like 1. Lineage: Eukaryota; Metazoa; Chordata; Aves; Accipitriformes; Accipitridae. Gene Ontology annotation, molecular function: protein binding; peptidyl-prolyl cis-trans isomerase activity. The record is from RefSeq and is a predicted model, not a curated record. The transcript is spliced from 6 exons. Bases 404 to 2350 code for a protein of 648 amino acids.
AGGGGACCCUGAGAGCUGUCACUCUGUGGGAGGAACAACACCCUCCUGAUCAGGGAGUUUCUUUAAUUCCUCACAGACUAGGCAGGCAAAUCCCAGAUUAACCUGGCAGGGUGGGAAGAGGAUUAGAAAGGCAGUUCCAGAACACAACAGAGGGCACCGUGGGCUUCAGUGAGGGUGUGCCCCUCUCACAACCCGAAGGGCAGGGAAAGGGGAGAAAGCUUCCAAGCUCUGCCCCCAGCACACAAAGCAAAAGGCCAGCAGCAGCCCUGGGACAUGACAUGUGUGUCCAGAUAGACAAGAAAGGGAGAUGAUAGCCUGAGGAAGACGCGGAGCUUAGGAAGGGCCAGAGCGUGCCUGUGUGCACGUGCCUGUGACCUGCUCAGGGGGGCUGGCAGGAGCAGCCAUGGAGGAAACAUACUUGCUGAAUGUGGAAGGGGUCAAAAAGAAGAUUCUGCAUGGAGGCCAAGGGGAGCUGCCGAAGUUGCAGGAUGGGAGCAAGAUCACCUUCCACUUCCAGACGCUGAAGGAUGACUUUGAGCGGACAGUCAUCGAUGACAGCCGGGAAGCUGGCAUCCCCAUGGAGAUCAUCGUGGGCAAGAUGUUCAAGCUGGAGAUCUGGGAGACACUGCUCAGCUCUAUGAGAGCCGGGGAGGUGGCCGAGUUCUGGUGCGACGCCAUCCACACGGGCAUGUAUGCCCUGGUCUCCAGGGGCAUGCGGAGGAUUGCAGAGGGCCGGGACCCCCUAGAAGGACAAAAGCACCGCUGUGGCAUGGGCAACAUGUUUGACUACCACAGCACAGGCUAUGAUGACCUGGAUGAGCUGCAGCGGACGCCGCAGCCCCUCAUCUUCAUCAUGGAGUUGUUCCGGGUGGAGGAGCCCUCAGCGUACAAGCGUGACACCUGGGCCAUGAGCAAGGAGGAGAAGCUGGCGGCGGUGCCCGUGCUGCACAGCGAGGGCAACCGCCUCGUCCUCCGCAAGGAGUUCGGGCAGGCGGCAGCGAAGUACCAGGAGGCUGUAAUCUGCCUGAGGAACCUCCAGGCCAAGGAGAAGCCGUGGGAGGAUGGCUGGCUGAAGCUGGAGAGCUUGGUCACACCACUGGUGCUCAACUACUGCCAGUGCCAGCUGGAGCUGGGCGAGUACUAUGAGGUGCUGGAACACACAACAGAGCUUCUCCAGAAACACAACGAUAACGCCAAGGCCUAUUUCAAGCGGGCGAAGGCCCACGCUGCUGUCUGGAAUGAGCGGGAGGCACGGGAGGACUUCCUGCGGGUGGCUCACCUCGACCCCUCCAUGGCGGCUGCCGUGAAGAAGGAGCUGAAGCAGCUGGGGGAGAGGAUGAGGAAGAAGCAUGUGGAGGAUCAGAAACGCUACCAGGGGCUCUUCCAGCUGCCCCGGGGGCCACAGGCCAGCAAGGGGCAGGCGAGCAGGGAGGUGGGCGAUGGGGCACUGCUGCGGGAAGAGGCCCCCCAGGGUAAGGUUGGGGUCCCGGAGACCCCUGGGCAGGGGGAGUGGCGUGCAGGGACCGAAGAAGCAGAACAACCAGGGGCUGACCAAGCAGAACAAGGGACCCCCGGGGCUGGGUGUGAAGGGGCAGUGCCAGGAGGAGAAGCAGCCCAGGGGCAGGCUGCAGGGGUGGAGGUGGAAGUGAGGGAUAGGACAGGACUGGGGGAAGAAGGAAACCUGGGCACCUGUGGGGCAGAGCCAGAGAGCAGGAUAGCAGAGAGGGGGGUAGAGGAGGAGGGGGAAGAGGUGGAGAAGGAGGAAGAAGAGGAGAAGGUGGAAGAGGAAGAAAAAGAGGAGAGGGAGGAGGAGAAAGCAGAGGAGGAGAAAGUGGAGGAGGAUGACGAGGAAGAGAGCCCAGCAGCAGAGAGGGAAAAGCUGGCUGUAGCGCAAUAUGAGGCAGUGGGGAGGACAGAGGCAGCAGGGUUCAGGCAGGGACUGGAACAGGGAGCCAGUGGGGCAGAGAGAGCUGGCACAGGGAGCACGGCCAGGGCUGAGCCAGGCAGAGCUCCAGCACCCGGGCCAUCCAGCGAGGAGCUGGGGCCAGCCGAGGGGCCCCCAGAGCUGGAGGAUGAAACACCUGCAGAGGCACUGGAAGAGGGGAGUUGUGGGGAGCAGCCAGCAGGCAGUGGCCGAGGAAAUGCUGGGGAAGGCAAUAUCCCCUUAGACAGCUUCACCCCCAGGGCAGUGCUCCAGGCUGGGCACUCGGAGGCAGAGGAGGAGCUGGGUGGAGGGGCAGAAGUACCCCCCUGCCCCAUAGCAGCCAGGGAAGGGGGUGAUGCACCCCCAGGGCAGUGCAGCGAGGGCAGAGAGCUCGAGGCCACGACCCUGGGGCACGGCCAGCCCUGA